This is a messenger RNA of Prunus armeniaca (apricot), 459 nucleotides long. Lineage: Eukaryota; Viridiplantae; Streptophyta; Magnoliopsida; Rosales; Rosaceae. The record is from the annotation of a GenBank genome assembly.
AUGGUUUCAAAACGGUGCCGUCUUCUCCGCUCAUCAAGUCAGGGUGAGACAGGGUUGUACACCCAUAUUCAGCCUCUUCAGCCGUCUGUGCCUCUGUGGGAACCGGCGCGGCAGAAAAGGCCUCAGAGGCCAAAAAUCAAACAGCUGGAGAAGCAGCCUCAGUCUCAGCCUCAGGAGAGUAUCUUUAGGUUGAAUUCGCCGACUGAGGAGGAAAGCGACUACGUCUUUAAGGAGCAGCCUGAUGAAGGGUUCAGAGCUUUCCUCAAGUGCUGUUCCUUGUGCAAGAAGCAACUCGCACGUGAUAAAGACGUCCACAUGUAUGGAUACCUAACUGCAUAUUGCUCCCCUGAAUGCCGAGACACUCAGAUGGCUUUGGACGGGUUUGACAAAAAAAUUGCUGCAGAUCGUGAAAUAAGAAAAAUGGAAGUUUUUGGCAAACCAAAUGCACCAUUGCACUGA